UUUAAAACCCUUUCUUUUGUACAGACAGAUUCUUAAAGACAAAACAAUCUGAAACACAAGUCAUGAUGCUAGAGAGUCACAUUCUUUGAAGAUCACUUCUCUUUGUCAGAUUACCCAUUAGAACAGAAUCACUUGUAGAAAAACGACAGCGAGAUGGAACAAGGUGAUGGAGAAGUCAAAAAGAGAGUUGCUUUUGUCCUGAUCGAUGGUUUGGGAGAUGUCUCGAUACCGAGAUUAGGCUACAAAACUCCUCUACAGGCAGCAAACAUACCUAACCUCGACGCAAUCGCGUCAGCUGGUAUCAACGGUCUAAUGGAUCCAGUGGAAGUUGGGUUGGGAUGCGGUAGUGACACAGCUCACCUCUCUCUGAUGGGUUACGACCCUAGAGUUUAUUACAGAGGACGUGGCGCGUUUGAGUCAAUGGGUGCAGGGUUAGCUAUGUCACCUGGUGAUAUAGCUUUUAAGUCUAAUUUUGCGACGUUGGAUGAGAGUUCUGGAGUUGUUGUUAGUAGGAGAGCUGAUAGGCAUUUUGAAGAAGAAGGGCCUAUACUUUGUGCAGCUCUUGAUGGCAUGAAGCUUCCUUCUUUCCCUGAGUAUGAAGUGAGAGUCAGAUAUGCAACGGAACAUAGAUGUGGUGUGGUUGUAAAAGGGCCAAAGCUUAGUGGGAACAUAUCAGGAACAGACCCAUUGAAGGAUAAUCGUUUGCUUCUUGAAGCUAAACCUUUGGAUGAAUCGGAAGAAGCCAAGCACACAGCCAAAGUAGUUAACGAGUUGUCUAGAGAGAUCUCACGCAUUCUUGUUUCACACCCGGUUAAUGCAAAGAGACUUUCACAAGGCAAGAACAUUGCCAAUCUUGUCCUUCUACGAGGCUGUGGCAUUCGAAUCGAGGUUCCUCCUUUUGAAGAGAAGCAUGGUUUGUGGCCUUGUAUGGUAGCACCAACAAAGAUUAUAGCUGGACUUGGCAUGUCACUUGGUAUUGACAUUCUUGAAGCUCCAGGAGCCACUGGUGAUUAUAGGACACUUCUUACAUCUAAAGCAGUUGCUAUAGCUAAUGCACUCUCAGCUCCUUUGAAUCCUUGUCCUAAUGUCUUUGUACCUGGAGAGGAUGGGCAUAAACCGGGAAGGUCAGAUGGUUAUGAUUUUGGGUUUCUUCAUAUAAAGGCUAUAGAUGAUGCUGGUCAUGACAAAGCGACAUUGUUCAAAGUUAGAGGCUUAGAAGCUGUGGAUAAGGCAAUACGUCAGCUUGCUAAGCUGCUAUGGCAAGCUGAAAGGUCUACAAAUUAUCAGUACUUCUUGUGUGUGACUGGUGAUCAUUCAACACCAGUUGAGUAUGGAGACCACAGUUUUGAGCCUGUCCCAUUCACAAUGUGUCGGUUAAGAGAGUUUGUGGCCGCGGUUGGAGGAGAAGCAGCCUUGUUAGAGACGUCUUUGGAGCCUUUUCCACUUCCAACGGUUGUGGAGUCUGGUGAAUAUGUCGCUGGAAAGGAGGAAGACGGUGAGAGGAGGGAAACUCCUGAAGCGGUUGGUGGAGAUUCAGUUGUGGAGUUGAAUGAGAUUGCUGCUGCAAGAGGAUGUCUUGGACGUUUCCAUGGUGGUGAAAUGAUGGGAGUCAUCACCAAGUUCCUUAAGGUAGAUGUAUGAAUUUCGCAAAUUUAACAUUUUUAUUUUCUGACAGUUUGGAUUUUUUAAGUGUAAUCAAAGUGUCAAACUCUGAUUGCUUCAGUUUAGUUUGUCCUUUAAGCUCUCUGACUAUUUGAAGCAUGUGAGUGCAAGACGGUUUGGCCUGUUCCCUUGCUCUCUGGCUUCUUCAUGUGUUUGUUAUAAUAAGGAGUUUGCGAGAGUAUA
Brassica napus (rape) is the source of this 1845-nucleotide messenger RNA. Its product is annotated as probable 2,3-bisphosphoglycerate-independent phosphoglycerate mutase. The transcript has 6 exons. Gene Ontology annotation, molecular function: metal ion binding. NCBI's taxonomy places the organism in Eukaryota, Viridiplantae, Streptophyta, Magnoliopsida, Brassicales, Brassicaceae. Bases 154 to 1641 code for a protein of 495 amino acids. The record is from RefSeq and is a predicted model, not a curated record.